AUGGGCAAGGAAAAGGGACAGAAAAAGGAGGAGUUAAAUAGUGAUUGGGAGAUAUUGGAUAGGAAUGCUCUAGAGCAAAUCUGGUUGUCGCUCGCCAAAUCAGUAGCCCACAAUAUUUUGAAAGAGAAGAUGACAGUGGGGCUUAUAGAAGCACUCACAAAGAUGUAUGAGCAACCGUCGGUAGCAAACAAGUUGCCAGAUAGUUGGGCAUGUUGUGUGAUGGUAAUCAGCAAUUCGACGGGGAAGGAGAAGUUGAAGCUGAGUGAGGUUGUUAGUAUGAUUCUAUCCAAGGAGGUUAGAAAGAAAUCGUCCGAAUCAGAAGAUUCAGGUUCAACUCUAAACUUCGAGCAGAGAGGCAAAAGCCAGAAGAAAGGAAACCAGAAUAGGAAUCAGUCGAAAUCAGUGAAGAAGAGGAAGCUAUUUCAGAAUUAUGUAGCAGGGGACUUUGGAAAAGUGUAUUUGAGGAAUAACGAGCCCUGUAAUAUUAUUAGAAAGGGUGAAGUACAGAUUCAGAUGAAGGGCUCUAAGUGGACCUUGAAGAACGUAAGACACAUGCCGAAGCUGAAGAGGAAUCUUGUUUCGAUGGGACAACUUGGAGUAGAAGGCUAUGUUUCAACAUUCACAGGGGAUUCAUGGAGAAUCUCCAACGGUAUGAUGAUAGUUGCUCAAGACAACAAGCUAGGAACUCUCUACCUCACCUUACAUACGAGUGACACCCUCGUAAUUACAGCUGAUAAAGAGAGUACAGAUCUGUGGCACAACAGGCUAGGGCACAUGAGCAAAAAUGGGGAUGAAGAUUUUGCAUUCACAAGGAAAGCUAACCGGGAUCGACACCGUGGAAGUCGGGAUUUGUGA
Messenger RNA from Asparagus officinalis (garden asparagus), 855 nucleotides. RefSeq lists its product as uncharacterized. The coding region runs from base 1 to 855 and encodes 284 amino acids. NCBI's taxonomy places the organism in Eukaryota, Viridiplantae, Streptophyta, Magnoliopsida, Asparagales, Asparagaceae. The transcript is spliced from 3 exons. The record is from RefSeq and is a predicted model, not a curated record.